Molecule: messenger RNA, 715 nt
Organism: Clunio marinus
Lineage: Eukaryota; Metazoa; Arthropoda; Insecta; Diptera; Chironomidae
Source: the annotation of a GenBank genome assembly
GAAAAGAAGUUUUAAGUGGAUUUUUAUUUUAGUUUUUUGCUUUCCUUCUUUUGCCUUCUUCAAGUUGUAAAUCGAAGAAACGAAGCAAAAGAAAUUUAUUGUUGAUCGAUGCUGAAAAUUGAUUAAAUAUUUAAAUCCAUUAAAGAUGGAUGAUUUUGAUAAUAUGUCAGAAUUUUCGCCAUUUACAUGGCAGCCAGUUUAUUCAGAUGGAAGCAGCGGUGAACUGAUGGAUUUUAAUUCAGCUAUUGGAGAUCAAUCACAUUUAUCGUCAUCACGUGGAAUGCUUGAAACGAUUGUUGAAGAGACUUCAGAUGAUGAGGAGAAUGGUCUUUACAGUGGCAAUUGGUCGGGAAGUGACAGCUUUAGUUCAGGUUCGUCUGAGACAGGCUCUGUUGUUAGAGUUGAUGUAACUCAUGAUCAAGACAACCAAGAUGCAAUCUCAGAGCGUGAUUUCAUUUGCCCACCAAAACGACGUCGUCAGGAAGUUGAACAAGCAAAACUUGAUUUCAUUCCAACUUCGUCAUUAUUUAGUCAGCUGCUGAAUCCAACUGCGAAUGCAGAGAAUGGAAUUUUCGACAAUUACUUUAUGAAGCAGAAUGACCUUCGUGCCUUAAUGUGCAUUCAAAAUGAAUUAAGUCCGAUGAAGAUUAAUAGCGACAUAACAGACAACGACCACGAUCUGACAUAUUUCCGUCUACAAUUACUUUCACAAUAA